CCCCCCCUCCUCCUCCCCCUCUGGUGUGCUUGUGUGUGUGCGCUGCUGCUGCUCUUCAGGCUGCUGGUCGACCAGCAUUUCUACGAAUCCGCCGCUCUUUGUUUCCUCUCCUCUUGGAUCUGUUGAGUUUCUUUGUUGAAUAAGCCAGCAUGGGUGCCCAGUUCUCCAAGAACGCUGCAAAAGGCGAAGCCGCUGCCGAGAAACCCGGAGAAGCAGUGGCUGCAUCUCCUUCCAAAGCGAAUGGCCAGGAGAAUGGCCACGUGAAGGUGAAUGGCGAUGCCUCGCCAGCAGCUGCAGAGGCAGGCAAAGAGGAGGUCCAAGCCAAUGGCAGCGCGCCAGCAGAGGAGUCAGUGAAGGAGGAGCAGACCCCUUCCGAGCCAGCCUCUGAGAAGGAGGCGGCAGAAGCAGAGAGCACUGAGCCAGCCUCUCCUGCGGAAGGGGAGUCUUCCUCGAAGACUGAGGAGGGAACUACCCCUUCUUCUAGCAAUGAGACCCCGAAAAAAAAAAAGAAGCGCUUUUCCUUCAAAAAGUCCUUUAAGCUCAGUGGCUUCUCCUUUAAAAAGAACAAGAAGGAGUCUGGGGAAGGAACCGAAAAUGAAGGUGCGGCUGCUUCCACAGAAGGAGGCAAGGAUGAGGCAGCUGCUGCCCCAGAGACUGCAAACAAUGAGGAGAGCAAACCUGCCCCAGAGGAGUCCUCUGCUGUGGCUGCUGCUGCUGCUGGCAGCUCAGAGGAGACAAAGGAGGAGACUGGUGGCUCACAGGAGGCCAAAUCGGAAGAGACUGCACCACAAAACCCUUCAGGAGAAGAGGGUAAGCCGGCCGAAGAGCAGCAGCAGAAGCCUGAGGAGAAACAGGAAGAGGCGACCGCUGCCCCUAGUGCUACCACCGAAGCCACCUCAGCUGAACCAGAGGCGCCCAAAGCAGAGGAGCCGGCGGCAGCUCCAACACAGGAAGCCCCAUCUGAGUCCAGUCCAGAAGCUCCACCAGCUGAGUCGGCAGAGUAAAGAAUUGGCAGUUUUGCAAUGAUUGAACUUUUCUUCCCCCCCUGUUUGUUUGUUUGGAGUGGUGCCAGGUACUGGUUUUGGAGAACUUGUCUACAACCAGGGAUUGAUUUAAAAAAAGAUGUCUUUUCUCUUUUUUUGUCUCUACCCGCAGAUCCCAUCUCAGAUCAUUCUGUUACCACCAUUCCAAAUUGGUAGAGGAGAGACUAAGUGUCUCCCUCCUCCUCGUUCCUCUUUUUUUUUUGCAUCAGUAUUAAUGUUUUUUGCAUACUUUGCAUCUUUAUUCAAAAUGUAAACUUUUUAUUUCCUCUGUCAGUCUAUGGACAUGCCCAUAUAUGAAGGAGAUGGAUGGGUCAAUAAGGGAUAGCAAAUGAAGUGAUAGGGGUCACAAUGGGGAAUUAGUGGUGCAGAUAACUUGCCAAGAAAAUGUGCCACAAGAAAUAAGGGGUUAGUCUUUUUUAAAAAGAAAAUUAUUACAAUGUAUUUUGUGAGGCAGAUGUUCUAUAAGGUUUACAACACUACAGAUCUUGACUAAGAAGGAAAAAGAAAUUCCAAUACUCAGAUUUUAAAAAAAAAUCAUAGUCUUAGGAAAUUCAUUUAAACCAUAGGAACUUUUCACUUAUCUCAUGUUAGCUGUACCAGUCAGUGAUUAAGUAGAAAUACAAGUUGUAUAGGCUUUAUUGUUUAUUGCUGGUUUAUGACCUUAAUAAAGUGUAAUUAUGUAUUACCAGCAGGGUGUUUUUAACUGUGACUAUUGUAUAAAAACAAAUCUUGAUAUCCAGAAGCACAUUAAGUUUGCAACUCUUUCCACCCUGCCCAUUUUUUUUUGUAAAAUUGCAGUAAUCUUGGACCUUAAAACACACACACACACACACACAAUUUUAAACUCAACCAAGCUGUGAUAAGUGGAAUGGUUACUGUUUAUACUGUGGUAUGUUUUUGAUGACAGCAGACGAUGCUUUCUUAUUCCAGUUGUCUUUGAGAAUAAAGGAAAAAAACCAAUUUCAGAUGCAAUGGUUUUUGUGUAGCAUCUUGUCUAUCAUGUUUUUUUGUAAAUACUGGAGAAGCUUUGACCAAUUUGACUUAGAGAUGGAAUGUAACUUUGCUUACAAAAUUGCUAUUAAAUUCCUGCUUAAGGUGUUCUAAUUUUCUGUGAGCACACUAAAAGCGAAAAAUAAAUGUGAAUAAAAUGUAGAAUUUGGCUGUGUUUCUUUUUCUGGAUGCUCUUGAUAGCUUAGUAAGUUGACUGUAAUGUCUAAAUUUGUAUAAAGUGGCACUUGUUUGCCAUUAAAUGUUACUCUUGAUUUCUAAAUAAUGGAACGUUGGUCUUCUGGGCCCUCCAAAAACAGUACCUGUAGAACAAAGAUCUUGAAGGGCUUGUAGAUGCAUUAGGUUUAAGCUAAACAACCUGUGCCACUCUGGAUACUUAAUUGGCUAAUAUGAGAUUUGAGAAAACAGAAGACAAACUAGAAUACGUUCAAAACAGGCUUGCACCAGUUGACUUUAGCUAGAGUGGUUGUGUAUGUAAGCAAAGCCUUAAGGACCAGUCUGUGGUACACUAGAUUAUCUAUUAUCUUGAGUUGACUUGACACUUUGGCUGUGGUUGUUUGGAAUAUCAGAAGCCUCAACCUGAGUUUUCAAACAUGGGUACCUGAAUUCAGGUAUCAAUACAGCAAAGGUCUAAUCUUACAUGUAAGUUGUUAACCAUUUCAAUAUAUACUUCAGUGCUUGACUUUGAGCAUAUGCAGCCUUGGAAGUCUGGCCUAAAGUAAAAGCUUUUGUUCUACCAAAUUGUUGAGCAAUAUUUUUUACUCUCAGCCAUAGGUAACAAAAAAAAUUACUACAUUUGUCUAUAAAAUAGUCACUUGGUGCUUGCCUUUAACUGUUCAGACUUUUGGGCUAAUUUCCACCAUAUUGCUCAGGGCAAAUUAUGCCUUAAUAAAACAGUAGGCUUUUGUAAAAACAAACGCAGAAUAGUAGUGUUGGAGGGUGGAAAUUGAUUCAAGGAAGUGUUGCUCCUAGGUUUUAAUAGGUGAAAUUUAGUGUUACACUUAACUUGCUUCCAUCUAUGUUUUCAGCAGUAACUUGCUUUGGAAGCAAUUACACUUCAUUUUAUGAGAGAGUGGCACAUUAGCACCUUGUUCCCUAAAGAACAAAGUCAGAGCUGAAUGAAGUUCAAUGGAUUCCAUACUGAAUACAUACUCUUAUUCAGCCGUCCACGUCUUUUAUUUUUUAUUUUUUGUGGCUUGUAUAUAUACUCUGGUCACCCUGGUAUUCUCUGUAGUGUUAGAAAUGUAUUGACUUAUUAUGCUUUAAAUGGCCAUGGGAUGAAAUAAAUGGAUGUAAAAUGAGAU
This is a messenger RNA of Gekko japonicus, 3355 nucleotides long. It is a transcript of the gene MARCKS, whose product is annotated as myristoylated alanine-rich protein kinase C substrate. Lineage: Eukaryota; Metazoa; Chordata; Lepidosauria; Squamata; Gekkonidae. Gene Ontology annotation, molecular function: actin filament binding; calmodulin binding. Gene Ontology annotation, cellular component: cytoplasm; plasma membrane; actin filament bundle. Gene Ontology annotation, biological process: actin filament organization; central nervous system development. The coding region runs from base 150 to 1004 and encodes 284 amino acids. The transcript is spliced from 2 exons. The record is from RefSeq and is a predicted model, not a curated record.